Serpula lacrymans var. lacrymans S7.9 is the source of this 1363-nucleotide messenger RNA. RefSeq lists its product as uncharacterized. Gene Ontology annotation, biological process: transport. Lineage: Eukaryota; Fungi; Basidiomycota; Agaricomycetes; Boletales; Serpulaceae. The record is from RefSeq and is a predicted model, not a curated record. The annotation marks the transcript as partial. The transcript has 5 exons. Gene Ontology annotation, molecular function: transporter activity.
GGAAGGUAUUCAGCACCAUCGUUCCCCUAGGACAACGAUGGGUAUCUUUCCAGACAUGUCGCAUGGCCGCGGUGCAGGGUCAUCUCUCCCAUAUCCUGUAUUGCUGCUAUCAGGUAUCUCAACCUUCAUAGCUGUCGUCGUGAGCGGUAUAUCGAUCUACCUCCAUCUUAUGAACUACCGCAAGCCUCUGCAACAACGGAUGGUUGCCCGUAUUGUGGUGAUGGUCCCAAUCUACGCCAUUUCCUCCCUUAUUUCGCUUUUCUCUCUUGAAGCUGCGUUUUUCAUCGACGCCGUCCGCGACGUCUACGAGGCCUUCGUCAUCUACUGUUUCUUCGUCCUCCUUCUUUCCUAUCUCGGUGGUGAACGCGAGCUCCUUAUCCGCAUGCACGGCUCUCCUCCAAAACAGGCCAUUUUUCCUAUCAACCUCUUCCGUUCAGAGAUAGACAUUAGCGAUCCAUACACCUUCCUUACCCUAAAACGCGGCAUUCUCCAAUAUGUCCAAAUAAAACCCCUUCUCGCCCUUGCCACUGUAAUACUAAAAGCAACAGGCAAAUAUAACGAAGGCGACUUUCGCGCCCGCUCAGGCUACCUCUACGUCUCCAUCGUCUAUAACAUAUCCAUCUGCCUCUCCCUCUACUCUCUCGCCCUAUUCUGGCUCUGCGUGUCCCAACUCCUCACUCCUUUCCGCCCAGUCCCCAAGUUCCUAUGCGUAAAAGGUAUUCUCUUUUUCUCAUUUUGGCAAAGUAUAGGUAUAUCUGCCCUUGUCGCCAUGGGUGUCAUCAAUCAUUUGGGUCCUUAUAAAGACGAGGAACACGUCAGCCUGGGUCUCACUGACAUUCUCGUGUGCCUAGAGAUGCCCAUAUUUGCCAUCGCGCAUGCGUACGCGUUCUCGUAUCGUGAUUAUACCAACCCUCCGCUUUCUCCUUCUAGCCCUGUCAGCACUCAUCACGCAGCCCGUCUUCGUCUUUGGCCUGCAUUUCGCGACGCCAUCGGCUUCAAAGACGUCGUCCUUGACGCACGCGCAACUCUGCAUGGCGCAGGUCUCACAUACCGCGCUUUCGAACCGAGUGAGGGAGGUAUGCAUGUCGGAGCGGGUAGAGAGAGGCGUAUCAGGGCUGGACUACGGUAUGUCCAAGGUGGAAAGGGUAAAUACUGGCUGCCCGAUGUCGAGAGACCUGUUGUGUCAGCUAGGGAUGAUGACGAGGACGCCAUUGCGCCUUUGCUUGCCUCAAAUUCAGAUUCUUUCGCUCUCUCGUAUCCUUCCCCGCCAUCGUCUCCUUUAACUGAAUCUAUAUUUACACAAGCGCGUUCUCUAGUAUUCGGGGACUACAAUUACCCUGUCGUUGAUGUGAGCACGUAUUCG